AUGGCGUUAAUCAUGUCGUUUGUGUCGGUCGCGGUGUCUAUACUUUACACGCCGUUCCUUCUUCUCAUUCUGUGCAUAAUAUUCCUGGCUUCUAUCGGCAAAUCUUUGGGCGUGCGUCGGCUAUAUGUGAACAUAUUACUCAAACUCUUCGAGUAUGGCCGCCAACACAUCGAAGUUGCGAAGAAGCUGCAACGGAACGACAGCUCAGACGACGACGAGCCGCCCGUGCCGGACGACAAGCCGCCGUCCGCCAUAUUUAAAGAGAACGGCAUCAACGGCACGAAGAUGACAGUGAUAGAGCGAGAGGAGAUCCUCGGGCCUUCGCCGGAGCUCAACUACAAAAGAAGCGCCAGCCAGGAGAGGGUUUCCAACGGCGUGCGGCCUGACACAGGGAAGGGAGAGGGGGCGAAAGAGAACUUGAACAACCUGGAGUUCCACCUCAACCACUGCAUGGAUCUGGUCAAAGCUGGCAUGGAGUCCAUCAUAGAAGACCAGGUCACCUCCGUCUUUGAGGCUGAAGAGUUGAGAAGUUGGAACCUCCUCACCAGAACCAACAUGCAGUACGAGUUCCUCUCCUGGCGGCUGACCAUUAUCUGGAUGAUGGGUUUCGUGGUUCGAUACUUCUUCCUUCUGCCUCUGCGGAUCAUGAUCUUCGUCAUCGGGAUAAUAUUCAUGCUGACAAUGACAACGGUCGCCAGCACGCUCCCGCCGGGCCGAGUUCAGCGUAUCAUAGGCAUGAUGUCCUACAUGAUAUCUAUGCGCAUCAUGAUUCGCUCGCUGUCCGUCGUGAUCGACUAUCACGACAAACAGAACAUGCCCAAAGGCGGAAUAUGCGCGGCAAACCACACUACGAUCAUAGAUGUCGCUGUGCUGAGUUGCAAUCAGUGUUUCUCUAUGGUCUGGUGGCUCGUUCUAUGCACGGCUUGCGUCGGCACGCUGCCCGACGGGCGUCUCAAACAGCGCGUCAACUACGGCGUGUCCAUCAUGUGCUUCAACUUCCUAUCGCGGUGCAUCAGCGCCGUGAUCACAUAUCACGAUGAAGACAAUAAGCCGAAGAGCGGGAUAUGCGUGGCUAACCACACUAGCCCCAUCGACGCCUUGGUGCUGAUGUGCGACAACACCUACUCACUGAUAGGGCAGCGUCACGGUGGUUUCCUAGGCAUCCUACAGAGGGCGCUCGCGCGCGCCUCUCCGCACAUCUGGUUUGAGAGGUCGGAGGUUAAAGACAGACACGCUGUGGCCAGAAGGCUAAAAGAGCACAUAUCAGUCCCUGAUAACCCGCCCAUCCUGAUCUUCCCGGAGGGCACCUGCAUCAACAACACUUCAGUAAUGCAGUUCAAGAAAGGCAGUUUCGAAGUCGGUGGCUGGAUCUACCCUGUUGCCAUUAAAUACGACCCCCGUUUCGGUGACGCGUUCUGGAACAGUUCCCGCUACGGCAUGCUACACUAUCUCCUUAACAUGAUGUCAUCCUGGGCCAUCGUAUGCGAUGUGUGGUACCUACCCCCCAUGAAGAGAGGAGAGAGGGAAGAUGCUGUUGCGUUCGCUAACAGAGUGAAGGCGUGCGUGGCGGCUAGGGGAGGCCUAAUAGAUUUACAAUGGGACGGGCAAUUAAAACGCACGAAGGCGAAGAAAGAAUGGCGAGAACUACAACAAGAAGAAUUCAGCAAACGGUUAAAAGGAGAAUGAAGAUACCGGGUCGAAGUAACAGGUAAAAAUACCUGGAAAAUACUAGCGCGCCCGGAACAGAGACUUGUACUGAGUGUUAAUACUUGUGACUUAAAAGUGAGUGAGUUAUAUGACUAGUGUAGGUACGUUUUGUAUGGAGAAAUACCUGUUAGUAUUUUAUUAGAUACGCUUUAAGCGUAGUUUGUAUAUUUUGAAGCCAUAUUGCUUAGGUAGUGUGUUAUUUAAAAAAAUAAUCGGAAACUAAGAAUUUGUAUUGUUCUUAGAAUUAGGGUAUAAGAUAUACUACCCCUAAACAC
This is a messenger RNA of Leguminivora glycinivorella, 1982 nucleotides long. It is a transcript of the gene Gpat4, whose product is annotated as glycerol-3-phosphate acyltransferase 3. Gene Ontology annotation, cellular component: endoplasmic reticulum. Bases 1 to 1686 code for a protein of 561 amino acids. Gene Ontology annotation, biological process: triglyceride biosynthetic process. The record is from RefSeq and is a predicted model, not a curated record. Lineage: Eukaryota; Metazoa; Arthropoda; Insecta; Lepidoptera; Tortricidae. The transcript has 11 exons. Gene Ontology annotation, molecular function: glycerol-3-phosphate O-acyltransferase activity.